AGUAAGCAGUGAGCACUUCUCGCCACAGCGGGAGACCAGCCUAGCUCUUGUCAGCGCCCGACGGGAAGGCGAAAGAGUGCGAGAGGGGACGAUGCUACAGACGUCUGUACCCGCGUCUGUUCGUCUCAGGUAACGGGCACAGACAGCCCACGAUUAUCGGCAGACAGCGGCUGAGCGGCCGGCUAUAAAGCAGAGAGGCAGCGAGCGCGGCGAGGCGAGCGAGAUGGCUGCGAUGACGAGGACGUCGGCGGCGCCGGCAGUGGUCGCGCUGUGUCUGUGGCUGUGGCUGCUGGCCCGCGGCGCCGCGGCGGCGCGCUCCUCCUGCUACGCCGACAACACGACGCCCUACCUGCUGCUCGGCGCCAAGACCGCCUACGAGUUCGUCUACGGAAGGCCCACGCCGCAGCAGACCACCAUACCCUACUGCGAGCCACAGCAAAUAUGGAUCCUGUCACGGCACGGCACCCGCUAUCCCGGUUCGGACGAUUACGACAAGCUGAACAGCCUGGCGAGCUUUCGUGACCAGGUCAUUCGCAACCACGAAGUAAAUCAUGAAGGUGACCUCUGUGACAAGGAUCUAGAUAAUCUCCGAAACUGGACACUUAAAUUCACUGCUGACAUGGGAGAUGUUCUUACAAAGCAAGGAGAGGAUGAUAUGAGACUGAUGGCACAACGUUUCAAAAACCGUUAUCCAUCCCUUUUUAGUGAAGGCUACAGGCAAGAUUUAUAUGAGUUUCGUUACACCAACACCCAGAGAACCCAAGCAAGUGCAGAAAAAUUUGCUGAAGGAUUAUUUGGUUCAAGUCAAGGAGUAUAUUUUCCUACCCCUCUGGAUAAUGACACUCUGUUGAAGCCAUACGACACCUGCAAUGCAUGGAAAACAAUGGUAGAUGAUAACCCUGAUGCAAAAAUUGAACAAACACUGUUUGAAGAGGGGCCAUGGAUGGAGGAAGUGAUAGCUAACGUUAGCAAGAGACUGGGGUUUCGUUAUCAACUGAAAUAUGAUGAUAUAUCUACAAUAUAUGACAUGUGUCGGUAUGAUAAAGCGUGGAAUCUGGUUGCAGUUUCUCCUUGGUGUGCAGCAUUUUCUGACAGUGAGUUACAAGUUAUGGAAUACAAGGAAGACCUCAAGUACUACUACAAAAGUGGAUAUGGCCAUGAUAUAAAUGUUGAACUGGGUUGCACUACUCUUAAAGAUCUCAUGGAUCAUUUUCAAAAUCUUGAGUCUAAUAAAACUAGUGCUAAAGGGGUGUUUUACUUCUCACAUUCAAGUAUGUUGCACAUGAUGCAAUCACGUAUGGGUAUAGCCAAAGACAGUGAACCUCUAACACACGAUGGCUAUAACACAACACAAAAACGGAAAUGGAGAACUUCUAAGAUUGGAUCAUUUGCAACUAACAUUGCUGCAGUUUUUCUGAAGUGUACUGAAGGAGAUACAUAUCGUGUAAUGUUCUAUGUAGCCGAAAAUGUGGCAGACAUUGAAGGUUGUCAAGUAGGCCUUUGUUCAUGGGAUACUGUGAAAGCAAAAUAUGCUGACAUAGCUGAAAAAUGCAAUCUGGAUUUCUGCAAUAUGAACAGAAGUGGAACAACUGGAAUUCACAGACUCCCAUGGUUUUAUGCAUUGAUAAAUGCAAUUAUAGUCAUUUUGUUGUUGAAGAGGAAUUAAAUAAGAAGACUGUAUCAUUAUGUAACAAUAAAAAUUAAUGUAU
Molecule: messenger RNA, 1709 nt
Organism: Schistocerca nitens (vagrant locust)
Lineage: Eukaryota; Metazoa; Arthropoda; Insecta; Orthoptera; Acrididae
Gene: Mipp1
Product: multiple inositol polyphosphate phosphatase 1
Exons: 10
Coding region: 224-1666 (480 amino acids)
Molecular function (GO): acid phosphatase activity; inositol phosphate phosphatase activity
Source: RefSeq, a predicted model, not a curated record